Messenger RNA from Nicotiana tabacum (common tobacco), 651 nucleotides. RefSeq names its product E3 ubiquitin-protein ligase RING1-like. Gene Ontology annotation, cellular component: cytoplasm. Gene Ontology annotation, molecular function: zinc ion binding; ubiquitin protein ligase activity. The record is from RefSeq and is a predicted model, not a curated record. Gene Ontology annotation, biological process: protein ubiquitination. Lineage: Eukaryota; Viridiplantae; Streptophyta; Magnoliopsida; Solanales; Solanaceae.
AUGGAAGGCCAAUCAGAGGAUAACACGAUCGAAAAGGAGAAGAAAGAGCAAGGACCAAAUCCGCGGCCGCGGACAGAAGAAGUUGAAGAAUCACUGCUCAUACGUAGUUGGGAAGAGGAAACCACACCAACGACUAUAUAUCUCACCCAUUCUGUUUACAUGUCCGACGACAGAUUCUACCAAGAAAUUUCAAAACUUAUUAUUAGAAAUUGGAAUACUGUGGAGUUUCAAGACCGACGCAACUCUAUAAUAGAAAAUACAAUGAGGGAGGUGCGUCAUAUCAUUAAACAUGAUUCAAACAAGGGACAUCAAAAGUUGGAUGUAUGUGUGGAUUUAAAAUUGGUGAAUGUUUGUAUGGGAAGGAUGUUGGUUCCAGAAGAAGAAAUAGCGUUAUCAAAUCGUAUGGUGCCAGCUAGUAAGUCAUCAAUGAAAUUACUAAAGAAGAUGGAGAUUGAUGAAGAAAGAUAUAGUAGCAAGGAUGAAUGUUGUGUAGUGUGUUUAGAUGAAUUAAUUGUGAAGGAAUCUGAUGACGCUGAGAUACUUUGCAUGCCUUGUUCUCAUAUGUUUCAUGGAGAAUGUAUUACCAAGUGGUUAGAGACAAGCCAUUAUUGCCCUAUUUGUCGCUUUCAGAUGCCCACGGAACAAGAUUAA